CGGGACCAGAGGCGCUGUCCCAACGCUGAAGCCGGAGACGAACUCGCCCCAGCCGGGUGCUCCAGGGGCCUCCGGAGCUCCUGCCGCCGCCCCUUCCCCGGGGUCCCCCAGUCCCCCCAAAUCCUCCCCCAAGUCCCACGGCCCCUCCGUCCCCGCGCCCCGCAGGCUCCGAGGCUUCGCGGUGCGGUUCCCUCUGGGGGUCCCGGGCCCGCGUCCCCUUCGCCCCCCAGGCCGGGACGUCCCCCUCCCCCAGUCGGCCGAGGGGCGCCAGCGCGGCGGAGGGGGCGGGAGGCCGGGCCGGGGCGACAGCUGGGGGGGCGGCCCUGACCUUCCCGGGAUCGCUGGGCGCGGCCGGGCCGUCCCCCUUCCGGGCGCCGCCAUAAAGGGGCCUCGCGGGGCUCUGGCCGUGGCCGCAGCGCUCAGCUCCCGCGCCCGACCCCGCCAUGGCCCCCCGGCCCCUCCUGCUGCUGCUGCUGCUCCUCGGGGGCUCCGCCGCGCGCCCCGCGCCCCCCAGGGCCCGGCGACACUCGGACGGGACGUUCACCAGCGAGCUCAGCCGCCUGCGGGAGGGCGCGCGGCUCCAGCGGCUGCUGCAGGGUCUGGUGGGGAAGCGCAGCGAGCAGGACGCAGAGAACAGCACGGCCUGGUCCAGGCUCGGCGCGGGUCUGCUCUGCCCGUCCGGGUCCGACACGCCCACCCUGCAGGCCUGGAUGCCCCUGGGCGGGGCCUGGUCUCCCUGGCUGCCCCCUGGGCCCAGGCCUGGGGUUAUGGUUUCAGAACCUGCCAGUGCUGCUGCAGAAGGAACCCUGCGACCGAGAUGAGGAAGGAACCCCCUCACCACCUGCCCAGCCUAGGAGCGGAGCUGCAUUGGGGGUGGUGGGGCAGGCUGGGGGGAGAGGGGGAGAGUUGGAACUCGGCACCAAUAAAGGAGAAUCAGACCCAGACACUGGGAGUUGGUUGUGUCCACUUGGUGUAAUCGAGGCAACCCCUGUGUAGCAGGGCUGUCAGACGGAAGGGGGCCCCAUCCACCCAGCCGGGACUGUGACCACACCCAGCUGCCCUUUACACCUGGCAGCCACAGCUGGCCCCUCAUCCUUAUCUCUGGCAUCAGUGCCGCCUCCUGUACAUCGACUAAGCACCGCAGGGCCCCGCCCCACCCCUUGUCUUCAUUAGGAAACAGUCAAGGGCUCAGGGGGAGCCCGGACAGACGGGGGCCCGGGUGGUCAGUGUUUCCGGAAGGGGCAGUGGGGAGGGUGUGGAGGGGCCAGGGAGGCUCAGGCAGGCAGGAAGAGGGGAGGGCAGAGGUGUCACCUGGGGUGCCAGGAGUCCACUCUGGCAUGAGGACUCCGGACCUUCUGUCUUGUGUGGCCUCAGA
Chlorocebus sabaeus (green monkey) is the source of this 1375-nucleotide messenger RNA. It is a transcript of the gene SCT, whose product is annotated as secretin. Gene Ontology annotation, cellular component: extracellular region. The record is from RefSeq and is a predicted model, not a curated record. Gene Ontology annotation, biological process: positive regulation of pancreatic juice secretion; positive regulation of somatostatin secretion; brain development. Gene Ontology annotation, molecular function: hormone activity. Lineage: Eukaryota; Metazoa; Chordata; Mammalia; Primates; Cercopithecidae.